Messenger RNA from Phaedon cochleariae (mustard beetle), 2945 nucleotides. Lineage: Eukaryota; Metazoa; Arthropoda; Insecta; Coleoptera; Chrysomelidae. The record is from the annotation of a GenBank genome assembly.
UCAUUCAUUAAAGCAAUUAAAUACUAACUCUGGUAUUUGAAAAAUGAGCAAUUGCGUUUUACACAUAUAAAAUAUAAAUAAAUAUUAUUUAAUUUCCUGCUUCCGUAUCAGACGUGGUCUACAGCUUUCAUAUUUUCUCACUAAACUGUAUUCUGUCAUUGUAUUCGUUUGGGCAUGGGGAUCAUUGGAAGUGUCUUGUGGUGUUUUUUAAUCAUCAACUAUUACUCCCAUUCGAAUGUUAAUGGAUUAACUAUCGGUAUACUAUUUGGUGACUAUCCAGCUCAAGAACAACUCUUGAUCAAUAAUUCGAUUUCUUCAAAGUAUGAAAAUGGCGAAAUUAUAUUUUCUAGCAACAUUCGGAGUAUUUCUGGAAUCGAUAGCUAUACUGCAAGUGAAACAAUGUGUCAAAUGAUAAGUGAUGGUAGUGGAGUGGCAGCAGUGUUUGGACCUAAACAUUCCAUUUCAACCACGAUUCUGGAAGCAAUAUCUUCAGAAUUCCAAGUCCCUUACAUCUUGACAUCUUGGAAACCUCCAUCCGCCAUAGAGUCAGAAUACACUCUGAACUUUUUUCCUGAUGCGUCUCUGUUUGCACGUGGCAUAUCUGAUAUUGUGAAAAGUUUUGGUUGGAAGAGCUUCGUUGUCUUGUAUGAAGAUGAUAUAAUUCUAGAAAAACUACAGCACAUUUUCGUUCUUCAAAAAUAUAACAAGAAUGAUAGAAGAAAUCGGAUCAUUCUCGAAAAGUUGGGACCUGGAUCAGAUUAUAGGAGAAUAUUAGAAAAAAUCCAAACAUCUUCACAAACCAACGUCAUUUUAGAUUGCAGAAUGGAAAAUAUAAUAGCAAUCCUUCAUCAAGCAAAAAGUGUCAACAUGCUGAAUGCGUUCAACAACUAUUUCAUAACAAAUUUGGAUGCAUAUACUUUAGACUAUUCAGAGUUGAAUACUACGGCCAAUAUAACUACCAUCAAGCUCAUAGAUGACAAUAAUUAUGAAUUUCUUGAAGAUUCGAUGAUGAAAAUGGGCUUGGGAGAACUCAUUCAUCACAAAAAAUUCAAGACAGAUAUAAUGCUGUUUUAUGAUGCUUUUUGGUUCAUGAAUGAGACACUGAACGAACUAGGACCUGCAAUUAUGACUAAUCCUGUUUUCUGUAACAGGAAAGAGUCAUCAGUUAGUGGAAAAAAAUUGAUUGAGUAUAUGCACAAGAGAGUAUCUACUUCUCACACCCUAACUGGUCCAAUCUCGUUUGAUCAUCAUGGGAAUCGAAUAUCCUUCAACUUAUUUGUAGUGGAUGUAUUACAUGAGACUAAUAUAGCCACCUGGUCUUCUCAUAAUUCCACGUUACAAGUAAACAGACAUUUUGAUGAGAAGCUGACAGCUGUAUCGAACCUACAAGGAACAAAAGUUAUAGUCUCCUCGAGACUUGGUGCACCCUAUCUCAUGCUGAGACAAAAUGAGGAUGACGACAUAUCAACGGGAAAUGCUAGAUUCGAAGGCUAUACUUUGGAUCUCGUAGCUGGUAUCGCCAAAAUAGUAGGUUUCGAAUUCGAGGUCCGGCUUACUGAAGAUCAAAAAUAUGGAAGCUGGGAUGAAAAUAACGGAAAAUGGAAUGGUAUCAUCGGUGAUAUUUUGAAUAAGAAGGCACAUUUGGGAGUUGCUGAUCUGACCAUAACACAUGAACGAAGAGAAGUUGUUGAUUUUAGUCUGCCAUUCAUGAGUCUAGGAAUUGGGAUAUUGUAUAAGAAACAACCUCGAGGAAAUUCACGAAUGUUUGAGUUCAUGAGCCCCUUUUCAGAUUCUGUAUGGACUUACACAGGAUAUUUAAUCAUUUUCAUGAGUAUCUCCCUUUAUUUUGUGAUGAGGUUAUCAUCCAGAGACUGGAGAAGUUCACAGUUGGCUGACAAGGAAGAGGUAAUCGUCGAAAACCUUUGGAAUAUAAAGAACUGUAUAUGGAUGAUCUUUGGAUCAUUGACUGGCCAAGGCUGUGAAAUAUUCCCAAAAGGAAUAUCUGCGAGAAUAGCGAUAACGACAUGGUGGUUCUUCUGCAUGAUAUUGAUGAGUUGUUAUAUAGCAAAUUUAACGGCAUUCACCAACCUUUCCACUCUAGAUUCUUCCAUAAAUAAUGUGGAAGAUCUUGCUCGACAGUCUCGUAUAAAAUAUGGUUUGCUGGAAGGUGGGUCUACAGAAUCCUUCUUCGAAAACUCCAACUAUUCUACUUACCAAAGGAUGUGGUCGAAUAUGGAACAAAGGAGACAAGAGAAUUUUGUUAUGUCUAACUAUGAGGGAGUUGAGAAAGUUAGUGAGUCGCGAAAUGGCCUGUAUGCUUUCCUUAUGGAAUCUACGCAGAUCGAAUAUGUAUUGGAGACUCAUUGUGAUUUGAAACAAGUUGGUGAUUGGCUAGACAGCAAGAGUUAUGGUAUUGCAAUGCCUUUGAACGCUCCCUAUAGAACUGCUGUGAAUGGAGCAAUUUUACGAAUGCAAGAAUCCGGACAACUAGCGGAUUUGAAGCACAAAUGGUGGGUGCAAAAACAGGCUGAAAGAUCAUGUGCAGCAGGGAGAGAAUACAAUGAAAAACGGGGCUCAUACGAAUUAACAUUGAUGGACAUCAUUGGGAUCUUUCUAGUCAUAUUGUUUGGCAUUGCCCUAGCAUUAAUUCUGACCAUUUUGACAUUUCUCUGGGAUAUUAGGAAAAUUUCCAAGAAACAAAAGUUACCAUACUGCAAAAUCUUGAUGGAAGAACUCAAAUUUGCAACAUUUAUUUGGUCUUCGAAGAGAAGAUAUAGACUUCAAGAAUGAUCUAUCUAAUCAUAGGAUUGGUGAGUUCGCUCGAUGAGGAAAAAGUCCAGAACGAAUUCUCAUUUUUUAUUAUUUAUCUCAACCUCUUGAGGCCCGAAAUAUUAUACAGAAUAUAUAGAAUUAUCAAAAUAGGUUAAUUUGGAUGAAACAUAAUU